CUCCGGGCAGAAGACCGCUCUUCCAGAUGCUGAUUUCCAAAGCACUUGACAAUCACCAGCAGAACCCGAGAGCCGGCGGCGGCGACGGCACGGGCCGGGGGGCAGCUCGGGCCCGGCGCUGAGACCUGCCCGGCGCUCCCUGGACUGACCGACGCGCCGAGCCCCUGCAGGCACCUGCCCUCCAUCCCGGCCCUGCAAGAAGGCGGCGCGCUCUACCUCCCGCCCGGCAGGCGGGCAGGGCGAGGACCCCUGAGCCGGCUCCGGCGGCGCCCGCAGCUCGGCCCCACUCCCGGCUCGGACGCGGCUGGGCGGCGGCGGGCACGACCUCCGAUCCCCGGACUCGCCCCGCAGCGCCCUGGGCGCAUCUGCGCGCCGGGCCCCUAGCUCUGCGGAGAGGGCGAUGGGUCCUGGUCGGGACUGAGCGCCCUGACGCCUCUCGCCGACCUCUCCGGCCUCCGCGCACCGCCUCCCCCGGGGUGAACCGCGCUCUGCGCCGCCCCUUCCCUCUCCUCUCGCCGGCUCCUCUUCCCUCCAUCCCCUCCCUUCCCCGGACCCAUUCCAGGGGCCACCAUGGCCGCGGCCAUCGCCAGCGGCUUGAUCCGCCAGAAGCGGCAGGCGCGGGAGCAGCACUGGGACCGGCCGUCCGCCAGCAGGAGGCGGAGCAGCCCUAGCAAGAACCGUGGGCUCUGCAACGGCAACCUGGUGGAUAUCUUCUCCAAAGUGCGCAUCUUCGGCCUCAAGAAGCGCAGGUUGCGGCGCCAAGAUCCCCAGCUCAAGGGUAUAGUGACCAGGUUAUAUUGCAGGCAAGGCUACUACUUGCAAAUGCACCCUGAUGGAGCUCUCGACGGAACCAAGGAUGACAGCACUAAUUCUAGUAAGUGA
Messenger RNA from Manis javanica (Malayan pangolin), 882 nucleotides. The record is from RefSeq and is a predicted model, not a curated record. NCBI's taxonomy places the organism in Eukaryota, Metazoa, Chordata, Mammalia, Pholidota, Manidae.